Toxorhynchites rutilus septentrionalis is the source of this 2390-nucleotide messenger RNA. Its product is annotated as sodium-dependent nutrient amino acid transporter 1-like. The transcript is spliced from 6 exons. Gene Ontology annotation, cellular component: membrane. The record is from RefSeq and is a predicted model, not a curated record. The coding region runs from base 181 to 2016 and encodes 611 amino acids. Gene Ontology annotation, molecular function: L-amino acid transmembrane transporter activity. Gene Ontology annotation, biological process: sodium ion transmembrane transport. Lineage: Eukaryota; Metazoa; Arthropoda; Insecta; Diptera; Culicidae.
AGUUACAACCGAGGUCCGUUAGCAAGUGGUGUAAAUAAUAGUUUAUUGGUAGUUCUGAAGAAAAUUCAAGGUGCUUUUCGUUGUAUGACUUGUGAAAGUUCUGCGAUAGUUGAUGUCUAGGAGGUGUUAAACUAGCUGCUACUAGUACAUGUGCGAAGUUUGAAUUAGAUAGUGAACGUUAUGGAAAAUAAUCUGAAUAAUAGUUACUGUGGAAAAGAUAAUAAAAACGUUUCCAACGGACUGAGUCAUGCAAAUGGAAUCGCUCUCGCCAUACCAAUUUCGGAAACACCCAGCCGGGAAAAAUGGGGUAAAGGAGUGGAGUUCAUGCUGUCCUGCAUUGCCUACUCGGUAGGUUUCGGAAACAUCUGGAAAUUUCCCUAUACGGCUCUUGAAAAUGGCGGUGGAGCGUUUCUGAUCCCAUAUCUGGUGGUGCUGUUCGUAAUCGGACGUCCAAUCUACUAUCUGGAGAUGGUGAUGGGACAGUUCUGUAGCCGAGGGUGCGUUAAAAUCUACGACAUGGCACCGCUCAUGAGAGGUGUUGGUGUGGGUCAAUCCAUCGCCAUGUUUGUCGUUAUGACUUAUUAUACUCCGGUGCUGGCGAUCACUCUGUAUUACCUGAUCGCGUCCUUUAGCACUGAGCUUCCCUGGAGCACAUGUGAUCCAUCGUGGAGUCACUGCAUCAACUCUAACUAUAGGGGAUAUUUGAACACAAGCGAUCCAGAGCUGCAGAACAUGAAUGUUUCGGCUGAACUCUACUUCACAAAAACCGUCAUGCACAGAGCUCCCUUGGCGGACGGUAUCGGAUUCCCAGACUCCGAUCUGACCAUUUGUCUGCUCAUAUCCUGGCUCGUCGUAGCCGGUAUUCUUAUCAAAGGCAUUCGAAGCACGGGGAAAGCCGCAUACUUUCUCGCGCUUUUUCCUUAUGUGAUCAUUUUGGUUCUCUUCAUCCAUUCGUGCACGCUGGAGGGUGCCUGGAAAGGGAUCAUGUUUUUCCUGACACCAAAGUGGGACCAACUCUUCACGGCCCGAGUGUGGAUGGAAGCCGUGACGCAAUGCUUCUUCUCGCUGUCGAUCUGCUUUGGUGGAAUAAUCGCGUACUCGUCGUUCAACAACUUCUCCAAUAACGUUUACAGAGAUGCCAUGAUUAUCUCCUGGCUGGACACAUUCACCUCCAUAAUCGUAGGCUGCAUAGUAUUCGGAGUGCUGGGAAAUCUUGCCCACGUGACACACAAGGAGAACAUCCAGGACGUGGUACGCCAAGGGCCUGGCCUAACGUUUAUGGCAUACCCGGAUGCGAUUGCCAAGUUCGAGUACCUGCCGCAGCUCUUUUCCAUCCUAUUCUUCCUGAUGCUUUUCAUCGUUGGCAUCGGGAGUAACCUGGGAGUGAUUACCAGUAUUAUCACCGCUAUUCGGGAUCGCUGUCCGGAGAUUCCAAACUGGAAGGUGGCUAGCACGAUCAGCGUUCUAGGGUUCAGUCUGAGUACCGUUUACAUGGCUCCUGGUGGAUUGGAUCUUCUGGAUGUGUUUGAUAACUAUGGAGCGAAAUAUGUCACGCUUACCUUUGCGUUGUUUGAAUUGAUCACCUUCGCGUGGAUAUACGGCGUGGAUCGUAUCUGUCGGGACAUUUAUUUCAUGCUGAAUAUUAAAACAAGCAAAUUCUGGCGAAUCUGUUGGGCAAUCGUCGCUCCCGUGGUCGUUGGGGUGAUCCUGGCAGGAAGCUUCAUCGAGCACAAACCGGUUGAUGUUCCGUGGGAGUACAACGUGAUGGGAUGGUUCGUCUAUGCAUUUGCGGUAAUCCAACUGCCAAUUUGGGCAAUUUAUUCCGUGCAUGUUCAGGAACAGAAAGGAUUUCUCGAGAAGUUGAAGAGUGCCUUCAAUCCCACCAAGGAUUGGGGACCGGAGGAUGAGAACACACGAGAGGUGUACAUGUUGUCGAAUGAAAAACAUAAAUCAAUCACUGGAGCUAGUGAGAAAUCCAGCGUAGGAGCAUUUGUGUAUAGGAGAAUUUUCAGUUGACAGCUUGCCACAACCUAGCUAGUAUUAUGUGAUAUAACAACUGCAAAUAAUAAUAGUUUGUUGAAAACUUGUGAAUCAUAGAUUAACUGUUGAAAAUUCAAAAGUAUUAACCUAUUUUGGACUGCGUUUCUAUAUUGUACUCCACAAGAAAAAAAAGAUUUUUUGAUGAUUUCAAUAGAUAGUCAACUAAUAAGAUUCUAGUCUAAAACGAGUCGAGAGUUCCAAUCACCGAAAGGUAAUUGGUUGAUUCCGAUAGUUACCAGUUAUUAGGCAAUAUUCAGGAAGGAUUUUCUGACAAAUUUGUCAGUUUAUUUAUUUUAUUAAGUGUAGUUGAGUUAUUCAGUGAAGUGUAUUGUCCUGAAAAUAAACUAAAC